AUGUUCAAUAUCAAAGUUCUUAUCCUGGUUGCCCUGACCAUCUCCAUGGUUCAGAGUUGUUGCAUCGACGAACCCGAAGAAGUCCAAUGUGGAUGCAACAAGCCGUCAUGCCCCUCAUGCGGAUGCAAGUCCUGCGGAUGUGGAUGCAAGCCCCGUCGUUGCGGCUCCUCGUGUGGGUGUGGUUGUCAGGACUAG
Messenger RNA from Drosophila eugracilis, 195 nucleotides. RefSeq names its product keratin-associated protein 5-9. Bases 1 to 195 code for a protein of 64 amino acids. The transcript has a single exon. NCBI's taxonomy places the organism in Eukaryota, Metazoa, Arthropoda, Insecta, Diptera, Drosophilidae. The record is from RefSeq and is a predicted model, not a curated record.